AAGAUAGGAAAUAUGGAAUAUUUUACAUGGUAGAAUGUAAUGUAUAAAAUGCAAGACAACAGGUCUAGAAUCCCCUUUCUGAAUCAUCCUGUAAAUUCUUGGCAGAUGUCCUUGUACUCCUACUUUAAAAACUAUCUGCCAGAUGGUUGCUGCUAUGGCAACAGACCCUCAACUCAUUGUCGAAAUCCGUGCUGGUAGAAUCUUGAUUAAUAUUGUAUCACUGCUAAAGCAUGUCAUGUUCUGGGCUAAUGAACCUUGUCUUGAGUCAGAUGCUUGAACAGCUUAUGAAAAUAUGGUAAUGAUUAUAAGAUUAAGAUCUACACUUAUAUUGAAGGCUCUUCUUUCAUUCUGGGGCUAUAGCCCUAAAAUAUAGCAGCACCCUUUAUACUCCCGCCUGCAGGCAAAACCAAUACCUCCAGUUCGUUGGUGCCAAGUUAAUUUUGUUUGCGAUGAAAGGGGAUUUAUGAAGCUUUCAACCAGCUGGUCGGUUUGGAGGGUGCAUGCCCUUGAGGUUUUUCAGUUUGUAAAAUGCAAGUUACUCAUUUGGCUCGAAAAGAAAUCCUGUUUUUUCCAAGUAACAUUAUACACCCAUCAAUUUUUAUAAGGCUUGAUGACAGCUUUUCGGUGAAAUUUCAGGAGAAAAUUUAAAUGUAUUACUUUUAAAGGUCAUCAUUAUCAUUUGACCUCUAAACUUUGACUUUCAAUGUUUCAGACUACUUUUUGCACAAUUUACUGUUCCUUAAAUGAAUGUCCAAUCCAUGAAUAGACCAAAUACAUUUUCAAGGAUGUCGACAUGUUUUUUUUGUGUAUCUCUACUGCAACCAGCUGACAAUGACAUUGAAUUCAGGGGCUAAGACCAUCCUGUUUGAAAUACUGUAGCUCUAACAUCAACAGGGUGCAGGAUAGCUAUUUAUCCACAAGGUGUCGCUCAAGCUCUGUUAUAGAAAUUUUGGCGAACCCGUGACUCAACUGUGAUUUUGCGAGUGUACCUCACAGUCAAGGGUUCCAGAUUCUAAUCUCAACAAACCCCAUCUCAAUGGUCUAAAUGUAAAAUAAUCAUUCUAAUGCGACGGUGUUUUAUCAUAUUUUCAGCAUGACACCAAGGAGACAGAAAAAAACAGUAUAUUCGCCACCACACCUUUUUUUUUUUUUUAUGCAAGAAUUUAAAAAGCAUUUUGUAGUGAAUGAUCAAAAAUGGUUUAUAUUUCAAUUACGCAAAUAUAUGGAUCUAUUGUUGUACUUUUAUUUUUAAAUUGCGAAUGUUUUGGAAAUAUCAUGCACGUGUUUUGGCAGUAUGAAACACUCGCAGCUGAUCUUUAUUCCAAGACUGCCAAAAAAAAAAGAAAAACCUGAACAACAUGAAAGAUAAUAGCACACAUUGCGUAUAAACACGCCCCCACCGCUUGCCUGCUGGAUGAGAGGCCUGUUAUAAUUGUCCGCCAGUGCGCCUUUUAUUUUGAAAGAAACCACCUGCUGCGUUAAUAGCGAAGUUUCGGUUAAAAAAUUAGCUGUAGUAUAUUUUUGGGUGCACCGAAUUGUUGAUAUAACAUCGCAAAUAUGUCUGAGAAGAGCGAAGUAAAUCUCACCGGAGCUAAAGAAAGUAAAGACGUGUGGCUUGUCAAGGUCCCCAAGUAUUUGGCUCAACAGUGGGACAAAGCGACGGAGAAUGGGGAGGUGGGGAAGAUUACAAUUGAAAAAAAGCACGGCAAAACUCAGGUUUGUUUCAGCCUGGACGAAGAGCUGACAACUGUGAGUGCUGGAGGGGAAAGUGAUUCUCCUCUGCAGGUCCCAAGAGAGCAUCCCUUCACCAUGAACUCACUGGGUGGACAAACCAUGGCAGUCUUCAGCCAGGAUGAUAAAGAUGAAAUCAGUCUGGAGGGGAUGGUGGUACACAGAGCUGAAUGCAGACCCGUCGUCACUGACAACUACAUGAAGCUGAAGAAGGUUCAAAUGAAGGAGUCCUUGAAGCCUCAGCGUUUGUCACAGAAGCUUGACCGAGCCAUCACGACCGUCUUCAAGCCUGUGGCCAACCACGACUUUAACGUGGAAUAUGAAAAGAAGAAGAAAUCCGAGGGCAAGAUGGUGAGAGCUGAGCGACAGGUGGUGUUGGACAUGCUUUUCGCUGCCUUUGAGAAGCAUCAGUAUUACAACAUAAAAGACCUGGUGGACAUCACCAAGCAACCUGUGACCUACCUGAAAGAGAUCAUGAGGGAAAUUGGAACAUACAACAGCAAAGGUGCUCACAAAAGCACAUGGGAGCUGAAAGCAGAGUACAGGCACUACCAGUCUGCUGAGGAAGAAGAGAUGCAGACAGCCUAACAAUGUUUCAAGUAACUUUUAUCCUGCCAGCAUGGUACACGCUUGUUGCUUCAAUUAUGCUGGUAGUCUUUGUUAGUGAUUAUCAGAGGGAUUGGUUUACUUUUUAAUGCAAGCCUUUGCCUAGUAUAUUGGGAGUACAAUAAAGUUUGACUAUCAAUAUUGCUGUCUUUUUUUUUCCUUCCCACUGUUGCUAAUGACAACUGCAGACCCUUGUAGCCAUGUUUACAGAACACCAUGAGGUAGAAACAUGCUGCUUUGGAUUUUAAAAUUUAAAAUGGCUGUGACCGCGCCCAAACCAGACUCAUGUAAGAGGAUGAGAAUCCAAACAUACACGAGGCAAACUUCUUAAAGAUGAAACAGCAAAGAAAUCAUGCCAAUACCCCAAAUAAUCACACUGUUAAUAAAAAGGAAACAAGCAGAAGAUGGUACUCAGAUUUAUUUUAAACUUAAAAGCAAUGUGGAUGGAAUUUCAAAUGCAACUAUGAACCCAGAGUGGAAGGGAAAGCAGAGUUGUAUUUGCUAAAACAUCCCAAAAGUCCAAAUCUGGGAGCCUUGAACAUAUUCCUUCAGUUGUACUGCGAAAAAAAA
This is a messenger RNA of Syngnathus acus (greater pipefish), 2907 nucleotides long. RefSeq names its product general transcription factor IIF subunit 2-like. The record is from RefSeq and is a predicted model, not a curated record. Gene Ontology annotation, biological process: transcription initiation at RNA polymerase II promoter; transcription by RNA polymerase II. Lineage: Eukaryota; Metazoa; Chordata; Actinopteri; Syngnathiformes; Syngnathidae. The transcript is spliced from 8 exons. Gene Ontology annotation, cellular component: transcription factor TFIIF complex. Bases 1558 to 2319 code for a protein of 253 amino acids.